AUGCCGGUAAUUGCAGCUAUCCUGCGCCAUGCCAUGCUUGCUAUAACCACACGGCAACUCCCAGCUACUAUCACAGACCACCCUACCCUCACUUUUUUCCAGCCACCACCGUUUCAUGGUUGGGGACCUUAUCCUGGGAAUGCCGAACCCUUUGCUAGUCAUUAUGAACUGCCCUACCCACCAGCUUAUCCAUUGGAACGACCAUAUGUGGUUCGACAACACCAUUGCUGUGGAUGCCCUAAUCAUGUAUGUGACCCAAAGAACGAAAAGGGUGUCAAGAUAGAAGAGCAGGUGCCGCUAGAUUCAGACAAGAAGGGUGAGAAUUAUUCAGAGUCCUUGGUGCCAGCGAACUGGAGAAACUUUCCAUAUCCGAUUGUUUGGAUCCCACCUGAAAAUAACAGGAACAAAGAGCAGGGAAUCGAUGCCAAACCAAGGAUCAUAGAUCUUGAUACUGCUUCCCAGGAAAAGAAACCAGCUCUUUCAUCAUUGCAGAAGGAACCUGGGUGGAAUAGUUGGUUUCCUCUCUUCAUGGGUGACCAUGACCAUUCAAAACCAGGAGGAGAAAAGAAAAGAUCUCAUAAUCAGCAUGUGCGCGACAACGAAAGUAGCUAUCCAUUUCCUGUCAUCUGGAUUCCUUCUUUUGAUAAACAAGAGGAGGCAGGGACUGAGAAGGACCAACAAGCCAAUACACGGGAAUCUCCUGAAUCCAAUUUCACGGUAUUCCCGAUGCAGAUUCAUAACAAUCAUAAUAAAACUUCAGAUGGAGGACCGCAAGAAAACUAUGAAAAUGAUGUUGGGUCACACCAUCAGGAUGCGGAGAAGAACAUUCAUGUGAAAGACAUAGAACCUUGUGUGGGCAAGAAUAACUCGCGAGACUCUCAAGAAGCAGCAGCAAAUGCCUUGAAAAAAAGAGCUAUAGAUACCCUCGUUGAUAGAGUCCCUGGAUCUGAUGCCAGAAAGUCAUCAUCAUCCCCGACGAAAACAUCAAAGUUGCCCCCGGUUUGUCUGAGAGUUGAUCCCUCGCCGAGGAAGAAAGGCCGCAAUGGUAGUUCAAGAUCUCCUAGUCCUCCAAGUUUUGAAACGAAAUCUCACAGUUCAAGUGAUGCAUCUUCUACAGACAAAAAGAUUAAAGAGAACAAAGAAAACAGUGAGAAGGAUGAGGUUUGUGAAAUUAAAGAGGACGAGGGAGCUACAAUUGCAGGUGAUGAAAGCACUGAAAAAAGAAGUAAGGAGUUGGAAGCCUCAAGAACUCUAUCUGAUGAAGAAGCUGCUAUGCGCAUUCAGUCUGCCUAUCGCGGUUUCCAAGUGAGGAAAUGGGAGACCCUGAAGAAACUAAAGCAAAUGGCGAAGGUUCGUGAUGAGGUGACUAAGGUAAGGAAGAGUAUCGAGCAGCUAGCAUCUUCAUAUGACACUUUGCCUGAUCAAGGGAAACUUGACAGGCAGAAAGUACUCAUUGGAGAAUCUAUAAUGAAUCUUCUUCUACGACUUGAUACAAUUCAGGGAUUACAUCCUAAUUUGCGAGAUAUUCGAAAAUCAUUGGCGAGGGAGCUAGUUACUUUGCAGGAGAAACUCGAUUCUUUGACAAUGAAGUGCCUGGAGGAAUCUGUUGAUAACUCUGAUACUGCAAGGAAUGAUGAAUGUACGGUCAGCAAGAAAGAACACCAUGAGGAAGCAAAGAGACAGUUUGAAGAGAGCCUUUCAGUUAGUGAGAACAUUGGUGGUCAAAUUAAAUCAGACGAACUGCAACUUCUCAAGGCUGGAAAUUCGGUAUCUGAACCCUCAGAGAAUGCAUGCUCGGGUAUCAUUGAUGGUCAGACACAAGUGGCAGUCAAGGAUUUGAAAAGGGAAACAUCAGCAUCCUUGGAUGUGGAGUCGCAACAAGCUGCCUUGCAGCAUUGUCCUGUACAGGACUUCAGACAUCUAAACGAAAUUGAUGAUGGCGAACCAUCUGUGGUCAGCAUUAUAAAGCCUAUAGAGACUAAUCCGGAGCAUCCUUCUGGAGGAAAGUAUGAGAGACUAGAGGUGGCCACGGUGGAGAAAAGUAUCUAUGAUUCUAUGGUUGAAGAUGAGAUUAGGCUGGCAUCCGAUUCAGGAGAUGGAAGCAGCACAAAGAUGGAGUUUAUGAUCAAAGAUCAAGGAACUUCUGCUCUGCAACCAUUGCCACAAGCAGAUGAGGAGAAAGUAGCCAUGGCGUCGGACAGUGCGGGAGUGGAGCCGGAUACUUUUACUGGCCCAACCCUGUGCACUGGAGAUGAUGACUUGAUAUCUCAUGGAAGAGAACCUGAAGUGGAAGCAACAAGCAAGAUUCAUAUUGCAGAAGAAGAUGUUGCGGAUUCUGUGCUUAGCAUGCAUGAUAAGUUUGGCAAAGUAGAUUCUGUGCUCAAUGGACAUGAUAAGUGCGAUGAAGGUAGCGAUGCUGUUACUUCUCCAGAAAAUUUUGGCAAACUGACCAUUGAGACGCAGCAGCUGGAAGUGCCCAAAGCAUUGACUUCAGAUUCGGAAGUAGUUGACAAUGUGCAUCUAGAGCAACUGGUUGCACCAGGACCAGAUGAUUUGUCACCUGCUGGCUCUCUAAAGAGUGAGGAUUCUUCUCAGGAUGCAUCCAUUGGAGCGGAACGUGGCCAGAGACAUGAAGAGGGUAUCAGCGAUGAAACUCUUUUGCCUCCUCGACCAGAAGAAGCUCAGCUGGGGAUGUUAGGACCCGCAGUGGAAACUUGUCGAGAUGAAAAUGAAGAUAAGGCCAUUAUCUCUGCUGAUCUUAGCUGCAAUUGCUCUGAGAUGUUGAACGUUGAAGCUCUAGCUUGGGAGAAGGAAGAAUUGAUUGCAGCAAAUGUGAAGGAUAUCGACCUGACAACACAUGUUGGAGAGCAAGUGGAUGAACAAGGAGAUAAUCGCGAGGAGGAGGUGGUUGUUGCUCUGGAAAAAUCUAUCUCAGAUGAAGGUGCUGAGCAAGUCGGGCAGUCACUGCUUAGUCUCGAUGAUUUAAAUGGGAGCAGGCCUGUGGAGGAGAUGGACGGCAAUCAGAAACUAAUCAAAGAGAACGAGAAACUGAGGGAGAUGAUGGAGAAACUGAUGGAAGCGGGGAAAGAGCAGUUGAACUUGAUAUGUGAAUUGACUGGAAGAGGGAAGGAUUUGGAGAGGAGACUGGCCAGGAAUAAGAGGGUGAAAUCAAGGUGCAGAACGGUGGCGGCAAAGCCUCGAUCUGUGCAUGCCAAGUCGUGCGCGGAUUCUAUGAAUUGAGAGGGUGGCUGAUUAAUGUCUCAUAGGCAAGUCUUCACAUAAGUUUCUGGGAGAUGAGAUAGUUUGGUGAUGCGGGUGUACGUUGGAACAAAUACAAGUUUAUGUCAUGGAAUAACUGUCUGUUGUAAAGCUUGUCCUCUCUGUUACUGGCUUAUUGUUUCAAUUAG
This is a messenger RNA of Syzygium oleosum, 3407 nucleotides long. RefSeq names its product BAG family molecular chaperone regulator 6-like. Lineage: Eukaryota; Viridiplantae; Streptophyta; Magnoliopsida; Myrtales; Myrtaceae. Gene Ontology annotation, biological process: protein folding. Gene Ontology annotation, cellular component: plasmodesma. Gene Ontology annotation, molecular function: protein-folding chaperone binding. Bases 1 to 3240 code for a protein of 1079 amino acids. The record is from RefSeq and is a predicted model, not a curated record. The transcript is spliced from 3 exons.